Podarcis lilfordi (Lilford's wall lizard) is the source of this 11000-nucleotide messenger RNA. The record is from the annotation of a GenBank genome assembly. Lineage: Eukaryota; Metazoa; Chordata; Lepidosauria; Squamata; Lacertidae.
CCCAGAUACAGAUCGGAGGAGCCGGCCAAUGGGGAGGACUCGGAGCGGGGUGGGGAAGAAAGGGACGAGGAGGUGGUGGAGCCGGCACUCCCAUUGCCUUCUGGGAGUCGUAGUGCCUGCUCUCCAUUCCUUUCCCCCUACAGAACGGCGAUCGAAAGGAACUGAAUGAAAGGGAGGACUGCGAUUCCCGAAAGCCACCGCGGCGGGGCUUCUGAGCUACGGGUCGCGAGAAGGGGCAAAACGCGCUCACCAGGUGCUGUCGGCCCCCGUUUGGCUGUUCGUACAGGUGUACAGGUGCAGGUGGUCAGGGGCUGAUGCGGGAAGGAAGAGGAAGAGGAUGGAGGAGAAGGCCCCGCGCAGCGUGAGCAGCUCCAGCAGCACCAAGCCCUACCUGGAGAAGCUCACCCUGGGGGUGACCCGCAUCCUAGGUAAGGUGGAGGUGGAGCUGGCAUCCCUGGUUGCCAUGGAAACAGCCGAGGGAUGGAGCCGCAAAGAGCCUUUCUUCCCUCUCUUGCUCAUUGCAUGGCGCUUCCUUCCCCCUCACAACAGUCCUGUGAGGGAGGCCAGGCUGACUGACUGCAUCUCCCAAGGCCUCACCCUGUGGAAUUCUUGGCGAAGUGGGUUUUUAUUUGUUUGUCGGGGAAAUAAGAGCGGCUGAAGACCUAUAAGGAGUGGGGAAUGACAAACCAUCCUCCAGGAAUGGCCCUACUGCAGCUAGCGAACCAGACAAAGCUGGUAAAAGGCACUGCUAUCUCUGUGACACUUUCCCAUUAGCUCUUCCCAGCGGCAUAGCGUGGGUUGUCAGCACCCGGGGCAAGGCAAGUAAUUUGCGCCCCCUAACCCCUAACCUGCCGCCGCUGCCAGCUGCUUCUUGCUGCUGCCUGGUCUGGUCUGGUGUGGUUCUCUCCCGUGCUCAGUGCUGCGUUGGGCGGCCGCUGCACUGUCCCUCCCCCAGAUAGUCCCUCGCUCUCUCUCCGCACCGCACGCCUGGCACCCCCCCCUCCACAGUGGGCGGCGACCCAGUGGCUCGGAUCGGAUUCGCACAGCCAGCACUGCAGUGAGGGAGAGUGAGUGAGCCAGGUAGGGGCAGAGAGCUGCGAGUGCGAGCGCGCCCCCCCCCAGAUGUUGCGCCCGGUGCGGCCGGCCCCCCCUGCACCCCCCACGCUACGCCACUGGCUCUUCCUGACGUUGGAUGAAUGCUUAGUUUUGUGUGAUGCAAAUGACCCACAGUUAAUCUCAAGCACGCACAUUUAUCCCCCAACUUCCCCAACCUCCUUUCCCCUCAAGACUGGGAGCCCAGGGGGGCGGGGGUAAACUAAAUGACCUAACAGGAUUUCCCCCAUCUAUUACCUUUGAUACUUCAAAGGGCUCCCUGGGGGGGGGGGCGGCUAUCUGUCCUCUUUUAUUUUCCACACUGAAAUUUAAGAUCUGCCUGCUUGAUAGCUUCCAAACACCGUGUGCUGUGCAGCGACUUUCUUCCUCUAAUUCCGCCUUCCCCCUCUGGGAGUUUUGGAGCUGGUGGAAGCUGUAAUGCAGUGGUGUCAUAGACAGGCUGGAUGCAGAGAAGUGGUGGGAGGCACAAGCUGGGGAACCGCCAAGGGAACCCCCAGGGGAAGCAGGCUCUUGGAAUCAGAAUCAAAGAAAAGCCCUCAACGACUAGGACCCAAAUUAUCUCAGGGCCUGCCUGAAUCCUCAGUCACUGAGAAUCUCUGGUAGUUCCCAGCACCCCUGAGUUUCAUCUAGUCUUCACUAGGGAUGUACCCUUGAGUGUGACAAGCCAAGCCCUGUGGAACUCCCUACUACUAGAAAUUUGUCAAGGACCAGCCCUCCUUUCCUUCAGAGAUCUUUUGAAAGCCUUGUUUGUUUGUUUAAACAGGCAACAUGAUUUUAACCAAUGAGUAUUGAUUGAUAUGCAUUGAUAUUUUUAUGGAUCUUUUGUUGAUUCACCUGUCUUUAUUUUCCCACUUGCUAUAUUUCUACAAAAUGGCAGAUUAUAAAAUUUGUAAGUAAAUCAAGCAACAUGUGGCCUUCCAGCUAUUGCUGGACAACAACUCUCAUCUCCCCUCCCUGUUGGCCAUGCUUGUUGGGAACUGGACGUCCAGCAGCAACAUCUGGAGGACUCCAUGCUGACUCCCCCCCCCCACUAUGCUAUUCCUCCUCCCUCCCAGUCCCUUUUCCUUUCAUGUUGUGGCUCUUUAAAGUUGCAAGCCUAGAGGCAGAGGGACUGUCUGGUUUAUAUUCAUCUGCAAACUGCUUUGGGGGAAUCAUUCUGGUUGAAGAGCAGGGCAAGUAUUGUUUACACUGAUUACUCUUUUUGCAGAAGCUUCUCCAGGAGUUACUGAGGUGACAUUUGUGGAGAAGGUGCCAGCCGAGCGCCAUGCCAUUGUUUCAUGGGAACAGGUGAGACUGGCUAUUAUUUAUGCAUAUUGCCUCUCCUCCCCCAUGGUGCUUGAGUCGGCUUUUGCAGUAUUAUUAGUUUGGAUUUUCCAUAGAGGUGAUCAGAACAGAGCACCUGGAGGUGAGGUCGUUUUUUUAAAUGGGCCUGCAUGCAGAGUUGCCCUCUGGUAGCAGAGCAGGUCCAACUUGCGGGAUGUGAAACUAUUGGUAGUAAAUGAGUUUGCAGUUUGUCCCUUUGGCACUAGGUGGCACCAUCCUUCCUGGCUUUCCCGUCUCACCCUCGCCAACCUGGUGCCCUCCAGCUCUUCUGGGAAAAGUGGGCAGAGCAAUGACUGCAAUCUUUAUCUUUGUGAAGUAGUCUACUUUCUACACACUUUCACACACCCUUCUCUGUCCUUCAUCCUGGCAAGCGAGAAGUCUAAUAAGCUCCAGGACAUAGUCAAGCCAGGCAAAAACACUCAAGGAAGUUGUGAAGCUAGAUGGCUGAGCAAAUAUGGGUUUGGGAGAAUCUUAAGGGCCAGGCGGCGAGACCAACCUGGCUACUCUUCUGGCACUGAUUUCAAGUUCAUUCUAAGGCAAUGCUUCUCAAACUUUUCCCUGGGCCACACUUUCAGAAUAAAAACAAGAAUUCUUUUAGUGAUAAGAAACAUAUUGCAAAAACAAAAAGAAACAACUCCUAGCAGUGCUUGACUUACAACGCAGAAAACAACUACUUUAUAGUAUGAUCAUUCAUGGGGCACCCAAAAAGCUUAAAACAAUUCAACUACAUAAGAGUACAAAUCAUUCCCAAAAUAUAAUUAUAAGCAAGCCUCUUACGUAUUUUAAGUACAUUUACAAACUCAGUGAGAGGUUUGAGCUUGCUUUUGCUGGCUAAUGUUACUGAUAUUAGGUCUAAUUUGAGACAGACAAACUCUCAUAUGCCUAUCGACAGAAAGAAAGCUUUCUCUUUUCUGAUGUUUCAUAUUUGUUAGAGUUCAAAAUUCCUCUUUGCAACAGCAGGUCAUGGAGAACUAUAGAAUAAUAGCCAAUGUUCCUGAAAAGAAGCAUGCAUGCAGUUUAUGGCAAUAUUCCCCAAAAUUAUUUUACUAUACUGAAAUGUUUAAAUUUUUUUUUAUUCUCCCUGCCACACUUGCCAUUCUCCCCUGCCACCCCCUUUGAGAAGCACUACUCUCAGGGGUGUUGGAUAUGUCCUCACCAAUUAUUCUCCCUCUGUUAAAUUGGGCUGUAAUGAGGAACUGAAGAAUCAGGGGAAUCUCACCUGCUGUUGGGUCCUGCUUUGAAGAGCACCCUCCGUGUGUGCGACGCACCCUUCCUCUCGAUGCUGCCGCUCUGAUAGCUGUUAGUUUAGGAGGCACGAGUUUUCAGGGCAUGUAAUCCAGGGCAGCAGAGAACCGGACAUAGCGAUGACAUCAGGCAGCAGGCAGGCAGCUCAAGAAGAAAAGUGAUGCAAACCUGGACAGAGCUGGCUCUGCGGAUGCAAAGUUAUAGAUGCAGCAGGGCAAGGGGUCAGUCUUGACAUAGGCUGAGAAGAAUGCUGAGGGGGAGAGAUGAUAGGGCUCUCAGACAACAGCUGGAUACUGCAGGCCUGUUUCUGUCCAUCGGGGCCAAGCAAAGUAUAGGAGAAAGACAAAUGUUGGAAGUGAUAUAACGGACAAGAGGGCCAGCUGCACAUCAAGGCUUGUUUGUUUAUUAAAUUUGUACACUGCCCUACACCCAUAGGUCUCAGAGUGGAUCACAACAUAAAACCACAGUAUGAAAAGCACAAAAUACAAGUUAAAAAUAAGGACAAGGACAAACCAAUAACAACCUCUCUUGUUUGCAGGCUAGCACACUCCACAAAGCAAGGAUGCCCUCCAGAUGUUGGGAAAAGUUUGUAGUUUAAUGGUAGAACAUCUGCAUUACACGCAGAAAGUCCCAGGUUCCAUCUCCAUCAUUUGCAGGUAGAGAGCUUCCCUACCUGAAACCCUGGAGAGCAUCUGAACCCUGGAGACAAUGGUGAACUAGGUGGCCCAACAGUCUGGCUGAGCAUAAGGCAGCUUCCUAUGUCCCAGUGUUGCAGUACUCCAACUCCCAUCACCCCUGAUCCUUGCCCAUGCUGCCUGGCCCCAUGGGAGUUGGAGUCCAACCAUAUCUAGACGGGGCCACACUAGCAAUUCCUGCCACAGAGGCAGUGGCUGCUGCUUGAUUCUUUUUCUCCUGCCCUUGCCUCUCCUUGCAGAAGAAUGCCUGCGUCUUGCCCGAGGAUUUAAAGAAUUUCUACCUGAUGACGGAUGGCUUCCACAUGACUUGGAGUGUAAAGUUUGACGGUAAGAAUAAGCUUUCCACAGCUUGGGACCAGUUUACUCACAAGGUCGCCUUCUUUACUCAUCCACUUUGAUCUGCAGAACCGACACCAUUACAAACACCCCAUAAUACUCAUACCGCAUAUGUAAUAAAUCAAUAUUUUAGUGCAGCAGCGGCCACACUUUAGAACUCCCUGCUUAUUGACAACAGGCAGGUGCCUUCGCUCUACUCUUUUUGGCAGUUGCUAAAAAUAUUAUUGUUCAGGCAAGCCUAUCUAGUCACAAAGAAGUAUGGCAUGUAUUUUAAUCCAGUUUUUAUCUAAUCAUUAAUUUUAAUUAAUGGAGAGGGCAUUACUGUUUUCUUUUGGUUUUGUUCCUGUUUUUGCGGGGUAUGUUGUAUUUGUACCUUGUGUUUUUAUGCUGUGAACUGCACUAGGAUCCUCAGAUGAUGGGCAGUAUACAAAUAAAUAAAUAACUUUUGAAUGCUUUUAAAUAGCUGUUAUUAACUUUUUGUUGAUCAUUUUAUCGAUAAGCGCUCUGAGAGUUUUACUCACAGUCAAACAGUAUAUAAAUGCUAUGAAAAACACACAAAAUAAACACAUUCUUAUCUGAUCAACAAUUGCAUUCACACACCCAUUUCCUCUGCUUCAGUUGUGUUCUGUCUUUAUUUUUGGGGAAGGGAGGAAUGAAACGGGAGCUGUUCCGCAGCAGAAAGAUUCCUAUUUCAGCAGCAGCAGCAGCACUCUGCGUGCUGCCAAUCCCAUCUUUGCUGCUGUGAUGGUUAGGCGCUUGCUUUUUGCAAAAAGCAAGCAAGCAAGCUGAGAUUCUUCUUCAAAGGGCAUCAUGUUCUGUGAGCCUUCUGUGCCCCUACAGAAUAGUGCCAUCCAUGCCAGCAACCUAGUAAUGGCUGCCUUUUUUCCAGACAACCCGAUGCCGCUUGGCUCGAUGACCAUCAACAGCAUCUCCAAGCUAAACCGAGUCAGAGCGUCGCCCGUCUACGCCUUGCCCAAUGCCCCCACGCUGGCUGACUUGGAGGACACCGACGAUGAAGAAGGUACUGCCCCACCUCACCCCUUUGUCCAUGGGAGACUUCAGUCCUCCUCUCUGCCCCACCUGCUACCCCCCCCAAAAGUUUCCGUGACCUUAUACACAAGCCCCACCGAUGCCCAGCUUCUCAAGCUCUGCCUGGUUUGGGUAUUCCUUGCCCUGCACCCGAUGAGAAUGCCUGCCUGCCUCGCUCAGCCUUUUCUUUCUCCCCAAAGGUAACAGUGGUCAGCCAGAGAAACCUCACUUGGACUCACGGAGCCUGGUGUUUGAGCUGGACCCGUGCGGAGGGAAUGGGAAGGUCUGCCUUGUGUACAAGAACACCAAGCCGGGUAUGUUGUGUGAUACCAGAAGCCCAAGAGCUGCCUGCACAAAUCAGCCCCAUCUGCAAACCCCAGUUAGCUUUUGCCUUAUCUCCCACAUCUCCGUUUUGGACUACUGUACCUAGCACCAUGGCUGAGACUGAUGGGCUUUGUAGUCCAGAACAUCCGGAGGGUACCAGGUUAACAAAGGCUGUUGUCUAUGAUGGCCUGUGAUGAAGUCUUCCUGAAGCAAGCUAUGCCUGGCUUUCAUAAUUUGCCAUUAUUAUUAUUAUUAUUAUUAUUAUUAUAUAAUAUUAAAAUUUGUAUACCGCCUCAGAGGAUGAAUUUCCCUUGGGAAUGCCUUUACCCUUUCUAGAAAGCACCGAGGCCCAGAUCAUCAUCCGUAGGCCUCAUAGUUCCUUAUUAAAACCCCCUGAGAGGUGGGGUGGUCCAUUCUUCUCAUCCUGCGGCCUAAUAGUUUUUCUCUCACUUCCAGUUGUCACCCCGGAUUCCGAGAUCUGGUUUCUGGACCGAGCUCUCUACUGGCAUUUCCUCACCAAAACCUUCACUGCUUACUACCGGCUUCUGAUCACCCACUUGGGACUGCCGCAUUGGCAGUAUGCCUUCACCAGCUACGGCAUCAGCCCCCAGGCUAAGGUGAGAGAACGACAAAUGGCCUGUCCCUUUUCCUAGGGUCUGCCGCUCCUCCUGAUUCUGCCUUCGCAAAAGCCCUGCGAAGGUCAGGCUUAGAGUGAGUGAGUGGCCCAAGAGUAAGUGAUUGGCCCAAGGUCACCCAGUGAGCUUCAUGGCCAAACGGGAAUUUGAACCCAGAUCUCCCAGGCCCUAGACCGACCUUCUAAUCCAGUGUGUCUCAAACUUGGGUCCCCAGCUGUUGUCUGGAUCCAGGUUUGAGAAACACUGCUCUCACCACUAUGCCACACCACCUCUACACUGAUUGGCUGCUGCUCUCCAGAGCUACAGGUGGCAUGGUGGGGGUCUCUCCCAGCCCUCCUUGGAGAUACCAGUGGGGAUUUGCAUGCAACAUAAAUGCUCUCCCCUCUGAACGAAUCCUUUUGAUCCAGGGCUGAAGCUCUUCUGUUCCCUUGCUCUGUUCUGCAUCACUCCCACUUUCCCAGAGUGACAUUUAGACACUGACUCUCCAGGAUUUGGGGGGCAGACCCUACAACAUUGGCCUUUUAGUCCCACUUCAACCCAAAGAUGAGGUUGAUUUGAUUCCCCCACUUCUUCCCAAUGGAAAUCUUCACUCUCGCCUUGUUCCCUGGUGGCCAACGUGUGCCAACCUCAGGUGCCAAAAUGUCUUGGGCUGGCUCUGCUUGUGGAUUAAGAUAAGCCCUUUGUCCUGGAUGGACAUUUCCUUCCCUGGUGAGAGUUGGACAGGAAGUGGCUGUUCCUCUCCGCAGAGACUCCUCUCUGUUGAGAUGGUCCAGGCCCCAGAGACUUGUAGAAUCAGAAGGGAUUUUCUGGCUGGCAUGUCAGGUGUUGUUGAGACCCUGGUCUUCUUGUGUAAUGGUCAAGUGAGCCGGGACAUCAAUAGGACUGUUCCUAGGUGGCUUCCCUGACCCUGUGGAGCCCUGGUGGAAAUCUUAUAGCAAGCUUGACUGGGCACAGGUACAGGUGUAUAUGCCUCUGAACCCUGACUCUCUCAGCCCUUCUUGGAGACCCCAAGGAUUGAACUCUGUAUCCAACACACACACUCUGACACCGAAGCACGACUCUUCCCUCAAAUACACCAUGCAACAUGGUUUUAGGAUUACCAUGCUGUGGUGUGAUCUCUCUCCUGCAGCUCUGUGCCAAGAAAGCCUUGCCAAAGGGUAAUAAUAAUAUUUUAGCAGAUCAUCCAGGGAUUAAAUUGGGGAUCUGCUCCAUCCCAAGCAGACCCCCUUCUGUCCCUGAGCCCAUCUAGCGGGAUUCCUGUCUGAGGCCUCCGGUCCCACGGCCGGCAGAUAACAAGCCAGGAGCCAGGCCUUGAGACACCCCCACCCUACCAUCACUCACCUUCCUUCUCUGCCAUGUGCAGCAUUAUUUUUAUCACCAAUUUUGAUAGUUAUUAGAUGGGCAAUUUGCCUUGACAGGCAGGGCUCAGAGGCUAGAGUCCUCCUCUGCGUCACGACAGCCUUUGGACCAGAGAGCCACACCUCUUUGGGAUCCUGAGUUCCCUGGCUUACCUUUCUUUUACCUGGCUUACCUUUCUUUUUUUGCUUUAUGUGUCUCUUGUAGGCAAAUUAUAUCAAGAUUUUGUUUGAGAAUUAUAUGUUCCUCCCUGUUUCUCUUUGUUUUAUUGUUCAAUCCAUUCACAUUUCAAUUCAGUAUUUUAAGGUUUGCCAUUAUCAACUUCUCUCAAGAUAGGUCUACCUCCUGCUGCACCUUUUCCUUCUUCUUGUGCAAGCCGUUCCAUUGCCUGCCUUUGCUUUUCCAGAGGGGUAUUCCCAUAGCUAUCUGUUUCUUGUCUUUCUAAGACUCUGCCUUGUUUCUCAAAAAAAUUGUGUUCCUGCAUUUCUGUUGUAAGUCUAUACCUUUUGCCUUUGUAUAUAAAUGAGAGUCCCUCUGGAAACUCCCAUUUGUAUUGUAUGUCUGCUUUUUUUAGGGCGGUUGUCAGGAACUUAUAUUUCUGUCUUCCGAUUCUCAAUUUAAAAGGAAUUUCUUUAAAUAUCUCAACCCUGUUAUCACCAACCCUUAGACCGGUUUCAAAUCCCUUCUGGAGAACUGUUUCCUUUAUUCUUCUAGUUAUGAAAGUAACCAGUCUCCAGGCUGCUGUGUCCCUCUUUUUCUCCUAUUUCUGACCUGGUAACAGGUCUGUAUAGCCUCCUCCACCCACUCCUCUCUUUCUCCUAACCAUUCGGCUAAGAUUUUUUGCUAAAUGCUUCUCUAGUCUCUGGUUUUCCUCUUGCUCUGGUAAAUUGCAUAUUUCACCAUAUUCUCAUUUUGUCUCAUUUGUGUCAUAAAAACAGCAUCUUCUAAUAGAGCCAGUCUACCCACAACCCCAACCACAGCCUCUUUACACACUUCUUAUUGUUUCACUUGCUCCAUUUGUUCAGAGAUUUUCUUAAAUUCAGCCGAUUUCUCCUCAAGUUCUUUAACCUUUACACCCAUUCUUUCUAUCUGCUGUGACAGCUGAGCUGCACUAUCCUCUUAAUACUCAUUUUCUGAAAUAGCUCCUGCAUCUGUAAUCCAAAAUCCUUCCUCUGUUGAACAAAUUGCUCCAUUACAAAGUCUGCCAAAUCUGGUUUAGGGUCUGUUUUUUUCAGAGGUCUCUUCCUGCGUUGAGCCUCUUCUAUCUGCUUCCCCCACCCCUCCGGCUUGCUUAGCUUUUUCAGGCAUUCUCAAAACCAAGUUUUUACUCCCAAGGUCACAGUUCAAUAUUUCUCUCAAUAUAUCCUUCUCUGCCAUGUGCAGCAUUUUUUUUAUUGCCAAUUUUGAUAGCAGCGUUAUCAGAUGGGCAAUUUGCCUUGACAGGCAGGGCUCGGAGGUUAGAGUCUUCCUCUGCGUCAGGACGGCCCUUGAACCGAAGCGCCACGCCUCUUUGGGAUCCUGAGUUCCCUGGUUUACCUUUCUUUUACCUGCCCUGCAUCUCCCGAUGAGAGACUCCCUUCACUUCCUUGUGCCAUGCCAAACUUCGUAAACUUCUAUCGUGCUGCCUAUUACUUGCCUUUUCUCCUGACCAAAAAGUCCUAACCUCAGCCACCUUCCUUCAUAGGGGAGUCACUCCACCCUCUUGAUAAUUUUGGUUGCCCUUUAAUGAACUCUUUUCAACAUACUUCUCAAGACAAGGCGACCAGAACCAUAUGCCUACCCUGCAGUGAUUGCCGUUUGCUGCUCCUCACUUUCCCUUCUCCUCUUCCAGCAAUGGUUCAACAUGUACAAGCCCAUCACCGUCAACACGGAGCAGCUCUCUGAGGAGGCCGAUUCCUUUGUGAACAAGCUGGACCCAAACAAGGUCUUCCGCAGCAAAAGCAAAACUCCGGUGAUGAAGAAGAAGCUGCCGUCCCAGACGCCCUCCUCCCAGAAGGGCCAGGCGGGGACAGCCCCCAAGAAUCCGCAGCAGGCCGGAAGCUCCUCAAGGAGACGGGAACCCCAGCCCUGACUGACCUUUCCCUUUGACCCUGCACCGCCCCACCGUGGCUUCGGUCCACUGCCCCUCCCCCGAGAAAAGGCCUCCUAGUUUGUGGCUGGUGGAGCAUUGAAUGGGACCAAGAUGUAUUUAUCUAAAAGUAUUUAUUUAAAAGGCUUUAGGUUCUGGCUGAAUUUCCUUUGUGCCAAACGUGACCAGUGGGCUCAGGUUCAACAUGGUCCUUCCUUGGAGUGAACGUUGCUAAUAAUAAUGCUAAUAAUAAUUAUUAUUUAUACUCUGCCCGUCUGGCUGGGUUUCCCCAGCCACUCUGAAAGGCUUACAGCACAUAUAAAAAUAUAAUGAAACAUCAGACAUUAAAAGCUUCCUGAUACAGGGCUGCCUUCACAUGUCUUCUAAAAGUUGUGUAGUUCUUUAUCUCCUUGACAUCUGCUGGGAGGCCAUUCCACAGGGCGGGUGCCACUACCGAGAAGGCCCUCUGCCUGGUUCCCUGUAACCUCACUUCUUGCAGUGAGGGAACCGCCAGAGACCUUCAAGAGGAGGACCUCAGUGUCCGGGCUGAGUGAUGGGGGUGGAGACGCUCCUUCAGGUAUACUAAGCCUCUCUAGGGUUCAUAAUGCAAUGGCUGGCUAUGGGGGAUUCCUACUGGGAAUCCCCUUUCCUGUCUAGAUUGAGGAGCUAAAGUGCACAAAGGGUGGGGGGAAAGCAACCCUCCCCUGGGAAGCAUCCUUUGAGCAACCUUUCUAUGGCACUGAUGAGAGUUGUAGUCCAAAAUAGCUAGAAGUGCACUAGGCUGAGAGCCAAUCACUUUUCAAGUCAUAAACCAAACCACACGUGAAUUGUGUCCCAAUCAUCCUUGACACGGCGUCGGAUGAAAGAAACGCAAUC